Molecule: messenger RNA, 4072 nt
Organism: Bombina bombina (fire-bellied toad)
Lineage: Eukaryota; Metazoa; Chordata; Amphibia; Anura; Bombinatoridae
Gene: NECAP2
Product: NECAP endocytosis associated 2
Exons: 8
Coding region: 3-815 (270 amino acids)
Biological process (GO): endocytosis
Cellular component (GO): membrane; clathrin vesicle coat
Source: RefSeq, a predicted model, not a curated record
CUAUGGUUAGAGUGUUUUUUUGUUUUUCUGACCAACGCGGAAGUUCUGUGCGCACUAAGAUGGCAGACAGCGACUACGAGUCGGUGUUAUGUGUCAAGCCGGAAGUACACGUUUACCGGAUACCCCCUAGGACCUCCAACCGCGGCUACCGGGCUGCAGACUGGCAGUUGGAUCAGCCAGCAUGGACUGGGCGAAUGAGGAUCACAGCACGGGGAAAUAUGGCCUACAUCAAGCUAGAGGACAAGACCUCAGGGGAACUCUUUGCUCAGGCAUCAGUGGAGCAGUUUCCUGGUAUUGCAGUUGAAAGUGUGACUGAUUCCAGCCGAUACUUUGUAAUCUGUAUUGAAGACGGAAGUGGCCGCAGAGCAUUCAUUGGUGUUGGAUUUGCUGACAGAGGAGAUGCGUUCGACUUCAAUGUUGCUUUGCAGGAUCAUUUUAAAUGGGUCAAGCAGCAGACAGAGUUUGCAAAACAGUCCCAGAAUCCUGACCCAGGGCCCAAGCUGGAUCUUGGUUUCAAGGAGGGUCAGACCAUUAAGAUCAACAUAGCGAACAUAAAAAAGAAAGAAGGUGCUAAACCUCGGAUCGCAAGCACUGGAGGGCUAAGUCUGCUGCCACCACCUCCAGGAGGCAAAUCUGUCCCAGGUGCCCCUCCGGCCGAGCACAGUGAUCCUCCGGCUUCCACUAACACAGGGUUCCUGCUACACAUUGAUUCACCCCCUGCUCGGACAGAACCUGUGGGAUCUUCUGACAUUUGGGGAGACUUUACCAAAGCAUCUGGCUCUGGACAGUCCGGCUCCAGCUGGGUGCAGUUCUGAUGGGAUCCAGUCAUCUGAAGAUACGUUCAUGUCGCCAGCCAUUUUAAAGGUCGUCUUUGCUCUCUGUACAGUUUUCCAGAGGCCCCAGGAUUGUAUCUCUGGGUUUGGAAGACUGCAAAUCCAGUGUGGUCCUUUAUCUGUUUUUGUAUCAGAAGGCAUUUCUCAUUCACACUGUACUAUACAUCCAGAUGGAGCACAAUUCAAAUUCAGACCUCAAUAUUUCUUUCUGAAGUUUACACUGUCCUGGAUUUUUAGAGGUUAUAACACAAGUUUGGUUCAGUUAAUAAUUUUUAUUUUACCAAUCUGCACUGUUUGCACCCUGUAACAUUUUGCUUUCUGUGAACUAUAAUAUGACCAAUGUGAAUUCGAGCUGCCACAGAUAUGCGGACUGGACCAUUAUUUUAUCUUUUACGCUUUGUAUUAUGCUUGCUGUUUGUCACACUGUGCACCUCUAACAUAUAGUUUAAAACUAAAAAUCUUUAAUACAUAAAAAAACAAAACUGCCCCUCUCACGUCGUGUGUUUAUGCUCUACGUGGGUAUAGCUUAAUUUGUGUAAUCAACGUAUUACACGCCCUAUGACAGCCAGAAUUUAUAUUAAACACCUCUUGCUUUUGUAUAAAAAUUGUAGCUAUUGAUUUUUUUUUUCAAGCAUUUUGUAAGAAAACCUACAUUAUUUUGGUUUUUGGCAUUCCGAGGAAGUGGUUGAACAAGCACAGUUUUUACACAAAAGCAAAAAGUAUUUAACAUCCCUUAAAAACUUUUGGAUGUCUUUUCCAAAGCACGGAGGAGGGUGCAGUAUUCAUUUUCUGUAGCUGUAAAUAGUUUAUGGACCAAAGCACAGCAAGUAAGGCCAAUAUUUAUUUUCUGAAGCUAGAAAGUCCCAUCCCUACAUUAUUCCUGUCCCCUUUAUAGUCAGUAGAACUACCCAUUGUGUAAUGUUUGUCUUUUGGCCAAUUGUUGCUACAAACAGCAAGUGAUACCUGGUGAUUUAUUACCCAGUGUGAAUGGCUCUUGUACAAUUUUUAAUUUGAGCUUUUCUUGCCCUGAGUUUUUGGUGAAAUCGAUCAAAUUUUGGGAUUAAAAAAAUAUAUAUAUUUUUUUUUUCAAGGAAUCCAUUGAGAUUAAAAGUUUUGUAGAAUUCUCCUCCCCCCCCCCCCCCCACAAAGUGCCUUUUCUGUGCCAUACUUCUGUUAACACCUUGCUGCCAGAACUGGUCAGUCAGUUGAGCUCACUAACAGUCAAGAGGUUAAAAAAACAACCUCACAGGGUUGGCAUGCAACACUUCCCCCCCCCCCCCCCCCAAAUAGUAAUACAAACUUUAAAAACAAUAGCUACCUGCACCUGCUUAUUUGCACUCCAAUAUAGAGCUUUUCAUGUACAGGAGGGACCUGCCACACGUUAUUCCCCUCUGCAGUUGGGAGGGUCAUGCUAUGCAACGUGGUAAUCCUCCCCCACAACAAUUGUUUAACAUAAUGUAAGCUUACUUACAGUAUCUACUGUAACAAGGCAAUUACUGAUUUACAGAAGUGAAAACUGAGCAAUUGCUUUUUUAAUAUACAGUUACCCAACUGCUUAAAACUUAUAGUAAAGAGAGAUAAAUUGCUGUCUUCAGUACCAAAGUGAGAGACCAAAUGCAAAAAUGAUAUAACUUUUGGGAGGAGUGUUUCUAAUAAAAUAUAAAUUCUGUUCCAUUUGAAAACUGAAAGGGGAAAUCGUGGACAAGACUAGAAUAAUGUAAAAUUAUAAAGUUGAUUUAUUUACCAUAAAAUAUGUUUUAAGAUAUUCUAUUUUACUUAGAUAAAAAAAUAAGUGAACACACUGUCCCUUUAAAUUUUUAAACUGGAAUAUAAUAACCUUUGUGUAUUUUAGGUUUGCUAAUAUAUCAAGAAGUACUCUCGGCCCCAGUGAGUGCUGAGCAGUGUGUACCACUAAUCCUCAGAGAUGUACAGUUUUAGGUCUGCCUAUAGCUUCAAGGGCUCAGGAAAUAAUUUACACUCCUAGACUAAAAUAUGUGUAUGUAACUGUCACAUUGCACUUCAAUCUGCUCCUGAAAUUUGGGUCCCUUUAUUUUUCUAUCUGCAUUUUUCCAAGUAGAUGAUCCAUUCAGCCUAACUUUCCCAUAUCCUUUUAAGAGUAGGUGUUUUGCAUUACUGGGAAUUUCCAUGUGGUUGACUUGGUUCAGAUUAGGCAUGGGCAGAAUUUUGUUAUUCGCCAUUAAUUUAGUAAGUAGAUGCCGAAUAUGGCAUUGUUAUUUUCAGCAUUUUUAUUUUUUGUGUAAAAGUACCAAACACAGAUGUUUGUGUGUCGCACUAUUGAACACAAAAUCUGGCACCAAAAAUAGCUGAAUUCUACUGCCUGCAGCUAUAAUAAAUAUAAUUGUGCCCCUGCCUAGUUCAGAUUAAAGCAAAUUGUUGGGGCGUGUCUAAUAUUUUAUCCUAGAAGGUUAUAAAAAAUAUUCCUGAACCCUUUGGCUGCUAAAGUAUGAUUGCAGACCUGUUUUUCUACUUGAGACCCCACUGCAACCUUACACUGCCAGGGCUUCACUGAGUAUAAAUCAUAUACAGGCAUUGCCACCGUUUAUUUGCAACCACAAAUGCUGGCAUGAUUUGCGUUACUAUUCUUGUUGUAUUAGUAUUUACUAGCCUAUUUUUAAACUAACUGAAAAAUCAGAAAGUAUGAGAAUUAUGAUUCUUUAUUUUUAACUGAGCUGAACUUUAUAUUUUAAAACAAAUCCUUUUUAUAGAUCUAUUUAUAAGGUGGGUAUUUCAAAUUUAAAGUGAUAGAAAGGUCAGAAUUGUGCAUGGGUGCAUUUGGAUAUGAAAUAGAAGCACUUUUGCAAUUUACUUCUAUUAAUAAUUAUUAGUGUUUUUCUGCGGCAUACACACAUAUCCUGUGAGCUGAAGAUUGUGUGAAUUGCAUCUGUGAAGACUUAAUUUGUAUCAUACAAACCACAGCUGAAUCUGAGAAGCUGUGGUGUUUAAAUACUGGUGCACGGCUCUCACAGGAUAUGUGCGUAUGCCACUGAAAAACAAUAACUUAAUAGAAGCAUUUUUGCUAAUAGAAGUAUAUUGCAGACAUGCAUCUAUUUCAUAUUCAAAUGCACCUGUGCACUUUUCAAAUUUGACCAUUCUAUCCCUUUAACGGUGCAUACUGCAGAUAUUUGAAUGUUGGAAUUUGUAAUGCUUUUUUUCUGUACCCACUGACAAAUGUGUGAGAUGUUAAAGAAAUAUAUAUAGUAGUAAAAUAUUUGAAUUAA